AUGAAAAAAAAAAUAAUUUUUGUAUUUCUGGUUACUAUUAAGUUAAGUUUAUUUAUUCAACAAAUUUCAAGUUUUUUGUAUUUAUCCGAAAAUUAUGCUCAAGUGGACAACUACUACGGUUUGGAAAGGUUCAAAGUAAAAAGUAGUAAUGCUAAUGCUACGGAAACAGGUGAAAAUAGUAAUGAUAAUAAUAUUAAUGAGGAAAAUAGUAGAAAAGAACAAAUAAGGGGAGAUCAAAAGAUCUUGAAAGAGGAAAUUAAUAUUGAAAAAGUAAGUAAUAUUAGGUCCGAAAAAAGGACUGAGAAUGUUUUAGAAAAAAGAAAUUUAAAUAUAAGAGAAAAAGCAAUAGAAUCAUCGAAAAAUAAAAAUAAAAAAUUGGUAUCUGAAUAUUGGAAAAUAUGUUCAACUAUAAAUAAAGAAAAAAUCAAUGAGAAAAGGUAUUGGACACAUUUGAUUUUUAUUCAUGCAGACAAUAACUUGGAGUCAAUGUCUUUGGUGGAUUUAGGUGAAAUGACUAGCCCAUUACAAACUCAGUCAGCUGACCAUCUUCAUUUGGUAGUAUAUAUUGAUAGGUGUAAAGAUUAUACGAACAAAGAUGUAUCAGCUCCGAUAAUAUCAUGUCCAGAAAGUGGAUUAACAAAUCCCAGAAUAAAACAAGAACAAGUUCUACAAAACUUUACUGGUGCUUAUAUCUUAUAUAGAUGGAGAUUAACUCAAGAGUUAAGGGUACAAUUUAGGAAAAAAUUUGUAUGGAUUAUAUUAGAAGAUUUGGGAGAGGUGGAUUCGAAUUCUUCAGAAAUACUUUCAAGUUUCAUUUCAACAAGUUUAGAUAAAUUUCCUUCGAUAUAUUCAGCUUUAACUCUAUGGAAUCAUGGUUCAGCAUGGUCUGGCUUUGGUGAUGAUCAUGAUAAUGCAGAUGGUAAUGGAAUGUCUUUGAAUGAAAUGUAUAGAGGUAUAAAAGAAGGAAUCAUAAAUAGUAAGGUUGGAGGAAAAGGUGGAGAAAAUUUCUCAUUUGAAUUUAAAUUUGAUGUUCUUGGAUUUGAUGCAUGCUUGAUGAUGCAAUUUGAUGUAUUAGAAGUCAUGAAUUCACUGGCAAGUUAUAUAUUAGCAAGUGAGGAUAAUGAACCAGGUCAUGGUUGGAAUUUUAGAUCUUUAAAUCCAGUAACAAAAAGAGGAUCAUCAGAGGAUGAAGUUCAAAUUUUUGAAUCUAACAAGGUUCAAGAGUAUAGAAUUGCAACUCCCUUGGAAUAUGCUUCAAGAAUAGUUUAUGGAUAUACUCUUCAUUCACAAAGUUAUCCAUUAACUUUAUCACUUGUAAAUACUGAGCUUUACAGGGUUUUUAGGUUUAAUCUUUAUAAUCUAUUUACUAUAUUAUAUAAAUGUGGAGGAGAGAAAAUCAGUGAUAUACUCAAGAAAACAAUAUUAAAUUCAAAAAAAAUUGAGAAUUGUGACAUGUCAAACUUAUGUAGUUGUUAUGAUAUGGGAGAUAUGCUUGAAUUACUAAGAAGUUACUUAUCUCAGGAAUUUUCUUUAGACAAUUCUAUUCAAGAAUUAUUGGCAUUAACUUUGGAUUCAUAUUAUAGUAUGCAAAUUGCAAGUGUAAAUAUUCAAGAAUGUAAAGAUCCUGAAAGUGAGUUUUACGGUAAUUGUGACGGGAAAUUACAUAAUAGUAGAGAUUUAAACAAAAAGUAUGGUAUCAAUAUUUUAAAUGAAAAUGAUAGUUCCUUUGAAUCAACUCUAACAGGAAUAUCUAUAUAUUACCCAGAUCCUGAUCAACAAGUAUUAUGUAGAAAUGAAGCUGCUGCAAAAACACUAGCAAAGAAAUAUAUAAAACAAACUAAUAAUAAAUGGGUUCAAAUAAUUAGUGAUAUAUUGAUUAAUAAACCAGGUCAAGUAUGCAAUUUAGGCUUGGAAUAUAAAGAUAAUGAUUACUUUGGUAAAUAUAAUAUUGGAGAAGCUAAAGAAGAUUUUGAUUCUGAAAUAAAAGUAAACAAAACUUUAAUAAGUGUUAUUACUGGAGAGAACUCAACUAAUGAAAUUUUGUUUACUUCAAGAAUUGAUCAUCAAAUAAUAUCAUCACAGACUUUAAUUACAUAUCCAAUAAAUCAAAAUAUUAAUAACAUGGUACCGAUCUCACUUAUUUUUCCAACAAGAAUUAAAUCAAAUGGUAAAAUUAUGAUAAAUUAUAAACAUGUUGGAUAUGAAAUAUUUCAAAAGAGAAAAGAAGAAAAUAAGAUCAAUGAAAUAUUUUCUAAUAUAACUUUAAUAACUGAUAUGGAGAAGAACCAUUUUACUGGCUAUUUUCUAUAUUAUAAUAAAAAAGAAGAAUUAGAUAACGAUGAUAGUGGAGCUAAUAUUGCAUAUUUAGUAUUUAAUAAAACUUUAAAUGGAUCAAAGUUAUUAAUAUCAUCUUCUGAAGGUAUGGUAGAAAAGAAAAAAGAAGAGGGAGGGUUUUUGGUACCUAUUAUAUAUUACUUAAAAAUGGAUUUAAGAAGAAAUAAAUAUUUUGACGAGAUUUAUCAGCAGAUGUGUAAUUUAUAUUCAAAAUUUUCAAAUUACUUGAAUGGAUUAAGUUAUCCAUUAAUAGGUAUAAAUAUAUUACCAAAAUAUGAUGAAAUCUCAAUAAAAUCAAAAAGAAUUCAAUUAAUUACUUUAAUACAAAAAGAGAAAGUUUUUCACUGGAAUGGUGAAAUAGAGUUAAGAGAAAAGAAUUAUGGAAUGAGUCAUAAUUUAGAGGAUACGGAAAAGAGAGUACUUAUAAGUAGAUACUCAAUAACAUCUGAUGGAUAUGAUGAGUUAUCUAUAUUAGGUAUUAAAAUAGAUAUUGGAAAUAUAUUGAAAAAUUAUUACUUUGAUCAAGAUUUGGGACAAAUAAACACUGGAAAAGUAUGCCAUGAGGAUUGGUUGGAUGAUGAUAUAUGUGAUAUAUUUUGUAUUAAUGAUAGUAAUGAUUGUGAGAAAAUAUUGGAAACAGGGAUUCAAAGUAAAAAAGGGAAUGAUGAAAUUAAAAAGCAACAUAAAAAAGUAAUACCAAACUUUUUAGAAAGUUAUUCAAUGCAUGUUGAAUGUGAUAAUAUGGAUGGAAAAACAUGUUGGAAGAAUUCGAAAUGUUUAAAGUCCAAAAUUACUAAUAUGGGUAGUUUUCCCUCUUCUUCAUAUUUUAUGAGAAGUAUAUUAUCUGAAAAAGAUAAUGAAAAGCUAAAAAAUUAUCAUACUCUAUUUACAAAUACAGUGAAAAAUUAUUGUAUUUGUGAUGAAGGAUUUCAACAUCAGGUAAUAAGAUUAAUAGAUAGUAAGACAGGAACCAUAUUUUUUAGGCAUAGUUGUGAAGAUAUUAAUGAAUGUGAAGAACAUAAUAGACAAUUUAAAAUAGAGGAAAAAGAGCAGAGCCAAGGGGAUAUUUAUAUGGGUUACAAUACAAACAAUGCAAUAUAUCCAACCUUAGAAAGAACAAGGGAGAUUACUAAUAUUUUGAAUUCUCCAUUUUCAUCAAUAAGAAGACAUGUAGUGACUCCUUCUGGGUUAAAAAGACCGUGCCAUCCUCUUGCUUUAUGUAUAAAUAAACUGGGAAGUUUUGACUGUGUUUGCAAGCCUGGAUAUUAUGGUGAUGGUAAAAAGACUUGUAUCCAGGAAAAUGUUUGUUUAAACAAUUUUUUUGAAAAUGAUGUAAAUUCGGAUGGUUUAAUGAAUUUUUUUGGAAGGCCAGAGAGAGAAGAUGAGAUAAGCGAUGGGGGAGAAGAAACAAAGCCAGGAAGAGAAAAUAAAGAAGAAACACUGGGAAAGUUAAAUGAGAAAAAAACACCAAGAAAAGCAAAUGAGAAAGAAAAAGAUGGAGAAUCGAGUGGAGUGAAAAGUAUCUCUUGUCCGAAGGGAUUACAAUGUCUGGUUCAAGACAUGGGAGUAAAUAAUAAAGGCUUUGAAAUUUAUCAAAGCAGAAUUAAUGAUAAAAAUAAGGACUACUACCAAAAUCAAUAUAAUUUUAAUAAUAAUCAAACAAAUUCACUAUUGUCUUUAAUUUCAACAGAAUUGAAAAAUAGUUACAAUCACUAUUGUGGAUGUAAAAAAGGUUACAAACUUUCAUCAUAUGGAGAUUUAGGAUGCGUAGACGUGGAUGAAUGUGAGGAGAGAAAUAAUGGAAACUUAUUGAAUGAUUGCGGUGAAGAUUCAAUAUGUACAAAUACAAUUGGAUCAUAUAUAUGUUCAUGCCCUAUUGGUUGGUUUGGAAAUGGUUAUAUAUGUAUUCCUAAAGGAGAAAAAAGAGAUAUUGCCUUAAAGGUGGAAUUAUCUGGAUUUUUUGAAAGAAUCAUGUUAAUGGGUUAUAAUAACUUUAUUAAUUCAUUUAAACAGUCAAUAAUUCAAGUUUUGGGAAUAAAUGAAGAUGGAAUUGAGAUAGUAAAUGUGAGUUUGGAUCAUUCAUUGGGAAUAAUACAAGUUGUAACUCACUUUAAAAGUGAAAUGAGAAUUAGUCAGGAAACAAGAAGUAAUCGAAUAUUAAAAGAAAGAGAAGAAGAAAUAAAAGAAGAUAAAGACGAGAAUGAGUUUUUUAAUUUAAAAAAAGCAGAUGAAUUUGCAAGUAAAUUAAGAAAUAAUACUUCGGAUUGGUAUAAAAAGACUUAUUUGGGAAUCAGUUUUGGAGAUAUGGUUAAUCCCAAUAAAAUUGAAAUGAGAAAAGUGGAUAAAAGAGAAUUAAUGGAGGGUAAAGGUACAAUAAAUAGGUUAAUGAACACUCUAAUACCAGAUAAAUUUUACAUAUUUAUUAAUUCUUCUCCAUUUGGAAAGAUUAUUAUGAUUUUAAUAUUAAUUACAAUAAUUAUUUGGUUAACUUUGGGAUUGCUGGGAAUAAUAUUAUUUUUCAAAAUUAUUAAUGAUAAUAAAAGAAAAAAAAUCAUGUUGAGCUCUUCUUUAGAAAAGAAAUAUGAGAAAAACAAUGAUCUUGAGAUGGAAGAUCUUGAUUUGAAUAAUUCAAGUGUGAAUAAGAUUAAUACAUUUAAAUUGGAAAAAAAAGAAAAGAUAGAAUUAUCUGAAGAAAGAGGAAUUUCAUAA
Cryptosporidium ubiquitum is the source of this 5043-nucleotide messenger RNA. RefSeq lists its product as uncharacterized. The record is from RefSeq and is a predicted model, not a curated record. Bases 1 to 5043 code for a protein of 1680 amino acids. The transcript has a single exon. Lineage: Eukaryota; Apicomplexa; Conoidasida; Eucoccidiorida; Cryptosporidiidae. Gene Ontology annotation, molecular function: calcium ion binding.